Molecule: messenger RNA, 981 nt
Organism: Penicillium argentinense
Lineage: Eukaryota; Fungi; Ascomycota; Eurotiomycetes; Eurotiales; Aspergillaceae
Product: YeeE/YedE family protein
Exons: 2
Coding region: 1-981 (326 amino acids)
Cellular component (GO): plasma membrane
Source: RefSeq, a predicted model, not a curated record
AUGUUCACACCAGUGCACACCUCUCUGGGCGCCCUGCUCCUCUUCCAGGGCUCCUCGGGCCUCCUCGUGCACAACGGAGCCGUCUUCGGCAUCUCGUCCCUGAUAUCUAGCUCCGUCUUCAAUCCCGGCAGGGAGAACGUCCCCAUCGUUGCCGGACUGGUCUCGAGCAUCUUGCCAGUAUACCUACUGGCCCCGAGUUUGCUUCCAAAUUACCCUGCCGCACCCGAUUCAUUGGCGUCGGCGGCCGCAACGGCGGGCGUGGGAUUCCUUCUAGGCUGGGGCACCAAGAAUGGCCGAGGAUGUACCUCUGGCCAUAUGCUGUGCGGUUUAUCCCGUCUAUCGCCGCGCUCACUAAUCGCGACAACCAUCUUCUUCACCACGGCCCUAAUCACCGCUAAUAUCGGGUCACUCAUUCCUUCAUGCGGCUCGACACCAUGCUACACACCCGUGUAUCCCUCCUCGACAGAAACAAUCUUCAUCGCCGGCUCGGUGCUGUUGUCUGCUAUCACGAACUUCAUCAUCGUACCACAACUCCCCCGAUCCAAGCAGUCACGAACAGUCUAUUCCUUUCUUGCAGGGCUCCAAUUCGGUCUCGGUCUGUUAAUUUCGGGCAUGGCGGACUCCGCAAAAGUCCUGCAAUUCUUCGCUUUCCCCACGGAUUUAUCUCGAUUCGACCCCUCACUGGCAUUGGUCAUUGUCUUUGGUAUCGGUCCCUCGUUGUUGACCUACCUGUCUCGGCAGCCGGGACAAGUGCCAGAGAAAGAUAAGCUGGCGACGAAGCCGACUCUCGCGGAGCGUUGGCGAGUUCCUACUGCGACGGUGGCUGAUAUCGAUUGGCGGUUUGUUGCUGGUGCGCUGGCUUUCGGCGUUGCCUGGGGCUUGCGAGGUGUCUGUCCUGGGCCUGCUCUGUUGCGAGCUGUUUGCCAGCCUACCUGGGGACUGAUCACUAUGAGUGGAUAUUUGCUUGGGAAUCUUUUCUAG